CAUCUUCUGCUCUAUUUAUUAUCUUUGCCACUACUCCACACUAGGCCUAGCUGCCUAUUGCCGAGCUAAAUAACAGGUAGAAAGAAAAACCUGAAGCAGCUGAGGUUAAUUCGUCUUUUGGCCAUGAUUUGCCUGCUCUACCUAGCCUACAUCAUCUUUAUUCUUUGAUAAUUUAUGCCCUGGGAUCGCAUAGUCAGAUAAAUCAAGAUGGCUACCAGCAGAUCGUCAGUUUUCACUUGCCUUGUAUCUGAGCAUAAUUACCAGCAUUCUGCUACAAAUGGAGAAGAUGAUGUGUCGAUGCCAGGGGAAAGUGACCAGCAUUUAGCCACGGAAGCAGGAAUUUCACUGGUGAAAAGUGACCAACAGAAACUGAAGAAGUGUGUCAGGAAGUCAGACUGGGCUAUUACACACCCAAUUCGACGAUGUCUUUGGAAGGAUCUGUGUCUUCGGAAUAAACAAAUGGGACCAUCUGUUUACGAUGACUUAGCAAAUAGUGGAGCAGAAGCAGAAGAAGAAUUUGUUGAGACUCUAUCUUUACCACAGUUUGUUGAUGAAAGUCAUGUACUCUACUACAAACUCAACAUGCAAGGGCAGCAGACUUUACACAAAAUGAUGUUGGUCAUUGAAAAUGCACAUCCAGAAAUAACCUACUGCCCCCUACUCUUGCCAAUUGCGAGUGCCCUACUGCACUAUGUUGAGGAAGAUGUUUGUUUUGACUGUCUGGAGGCUCUAUUACAAGAACAAACUUUCAAAUAUUUACAUCAGACACGUGUGGAAUACGAGGCUUUUCUAAUGAACUUUAUCAAAAUCUGUGCCAAGUUCAUAGUUCGUAUUAUUGAUUGUUUUGUUGUGGAAGGGCUCAAAGUUCUUUACAGAGUAGGUCUGGCUAUAGCAGAUUCCUACAAGAAGAGUAAAGGUACAAAGAGAGAUGACAAUCUUUUGUCUUUCAUUAAAGAAUAUGCAAAGAACAUUCCAGAAUCUCCUAAUAAACUACUGAAGAUUGCAUUCCAAUUCCGAGGAUUUUCACGGGCCACAAUAAGAUCAUUUCAAACUAAGAACCAGGGUAAAGUUCGCAACACCAUGGCUGACAAACAUCAUCAUCAAAAUCUUAGCCGCAACAUUACUACAGUCACUGAACUUCACUCUGCAAUUAUUAAUCAAACUCAACUGCAAGUUUUGUGGCGGUGGUUACCGAAUCGCAUUGCUCUAUUGACGCCAAAGCUUGUUUUUAGUACAAGUGAACAUGGCUACAGUUUAAUGUCACUGUUUAAUCAAUGCGAGGACAAGGAACCUUUGCUAUUACUAGUGAAGACAAUAAAGAGAGAGGUGUUCGGUGCAUACCUAUCCACUAACCUUGAAGAAAGAAACAACAAGGAAAGGAAACUUGCAUUUUUUGGAACUGGAGAAUGUUUCCUUUUCUCUCUAGUGCCAGAGCAAGAAAAGUAUGGGUGGGUUGGUCUAGAUCAUGAUGAAGCCCUAGAUGCCUCUAACCAGAUGUUUAUUCGUGCUGCCGGCAAUUUACUGGUCAUUGGAGGAGGGGAUGGUGAUGGACUUCAUCUCAAGAAUGACCUUGAUAAUGGUUGGACUUCCUAUUGUGACACCUUUAGCAACCCACCUCUAGCAUCUGGUGGUCAGUUCCAGUGUGCUCAUGUUGAGGUUGUGUCAUUCAUCACGGAUGAGUGAACCGGGUAAAUUAAAUUAUUUUCAGAGUAAUCUGAUGGUUCAUUUUAAUUCAUGCCUUGAUAAACACAUCUACUUUGAUGAAUGGACACCCCCUUCAAAUAAUGGGACCGCCUGUCAAAGCUGCUACUCAAUCUGUAACAACUGAUGGUUACAGUGGAUUUUACAUGCGUGCUUAAUAUUCUUAUAUUAUCUAAAGGUAUUUAUGAUACUGUAUGAAUACUAUCUUAUAAAUUUUUUAUUUCUAUAUACCCUCAAUUUUCAUGGAUUCUUUAAAUCUUUGUUAAACAUAAUUGUUAAAGUAAUGUUCAUUGAUUGCAUUCCAAUUUAUAUUUGAUCUCAAACACAUAAUUUUGAAUUGUUUUUCCCUCCAUAAACUAUCUGCAUUUAAUUUCUUCAAUAUAUUUCAUUUGUUUAAUACCCAUUAUUAGUUUUUUUGGGUUUCUAAUAAUCUAUAAACUUUGAUCAUAGAAAUUUUAUUGUAAUGUAAUGUAAAACUCUAAGUAUUUAGUAUUGCACCUUUUUCCAUGGAUACAAUGCACUAUAUCCAAAAGAAACAACUUAUAUAAAUUUUAUUGUAACAAAAUUGAUCUUAAGAUUUUACACCAAACCAGUUAAAACUUGCACACGUAUUUGUUGUGUUGUAGAGUAACUUCAUUUUUGAACUUGGGUAAAGUAUUUUCUAUAGAAAUAAUUGGUGUCAUUGGUAGGUGUUUUUCUGAAUCUUAUGCAGACCUACUUGGGUUAAAUCUUUUGCUUAAAGUAUUUAAUAUUCUGUAUCAAUUGUUGAUGUUUGUCCGAAAUCUUGUGCAAGCCUACUUGGCUUGGGUGAAUUCUUUUGCUUACAGCAUUUAAUAUUUGGUAUCACUUGUUGAUGUCUGUCUCAAUGUAAGCAGGCCUACUUGGGUUAAAUCUUUUGUUUACUGUAUUUAAUAUUUGGUAUCACUUGAUGUUUGUCUCAAUCUUAUGCAGGCAUACUUGAGUUUAAUUUUUUGCUUAUUUAAUAUUUGGUAUCACCUGUUGAUGUUUGCCUCAAUCUUAUGCAGGCCUACUUGGCCAUGGGUGAAAUCCUUUGCAUACAGUAUUAAAUAUAAUCUUUAAUGGUGGUUUCCUGCUGCAUGCUAUCUAGGCCUCCUGGACUACCUGUUAAAUAUGUUACCUAUAGUUCUAUUGAUGUGGUAAAUUUUCCUGCUCAACUAUACAAAUGUAAGAUUGUAAUUAAACUGUUCACUAAAUCAAUAAGUGUUAAGAUGUUGCUAUAAUAAUCAUUAUUAAUACUACAUAUUAUCCAUAAGCAUUUAUAAAAUGUGUAGAUAACCUCAGCUAAACCUUAAAGUCUUCCUGUUUGAUCUACCAAUAAUUAUUAAGAAAUAUUAUUAUUUUAUACAAUAAACACAUAUAGUUUAUCAAUUAGUUUAAGUUGUAUUGCAUGUACUGUAAUCUCAUUUUUAUUUCUACUUAGUUAAGUUAUAUCAAAAUUGGCUGGUGGCUACCAGUUUGAUAAAAUGGGUGCAAAUGCAAUUCCCUUCACAUUAAGACAGUCAAGCAUUAAUACUCAAAAUAAAAUCUGAGGCCAUUGGCCAGCAUGGCCCGACAUAUUGAUGAUGAUGAUAUCUGAAAGAUUAGAAGGGAAUCUUAAAUCUUCACAUUUUAACCAGCAAUGUGUCGUUUUGCCAGUUUUUUGGCAUUGUACAGUUGUUGCCACAGUGAAAACAUCAAAGCUGGGACCUAACCAGCUCUUUCCUCGUGCCCUUCUAGGAUUCUAGUAUAUGCCAUUUGUUCCAUUUUUCCUCAACCUCUGCAACCCAGCACCCCUAUUGCAAUUCUUGGAUAUGGCCCUGGAGAGAACGAAUAUCUUCAUAUUUUUCAUAUAGCAUCAUUUUGUAUGUGUGAAAAUUGUUAUCUCGAGUUAAGUCUGAGGUACUAGGUUUAAAAUCUUACACAUUUCAGUGUUUUUUUUAAACUGAAAUUUAGAGAGCAACUAGCCACUCGGCUGUGGUAGCCACUGUGUAUGUGCGCUGCACCAUGGAGCUCUCUUGGACCCCAGUUCAAUUCCCAUCGCUUCUCUCCAUGUGUUUCAACUGGAGGGCUGAAAUGUAAGUUCAUACCCACCAUCUUUCGGAUGAGACAUUUAAACCAUUAGUCAUGUAUGCAAUAUGGCCCAUGUGAACGUUAAGUUACGCAGUACAAGAGUAAAAGAGUAUGGGGUUGUAUCCUGGUGUACUGAACAAUUACCACCAGAAGCACCCCAUUGAAAUUGAGUCUACUUUGGACUUCUGUAGGUUAUCCUUGUUGUUUACACCAAAUAAAUCUAAUCCGAUCCAAUCCAAGCCCAAAACCUCAAUAUAUAAUUUUAUAGAGCAUUACAAUAAUUAAAAAAAUUACUUACAGCUGUACAAAAAAACCCAAAAGAAAACACAUUUUCACUACCGUCUUAAUAUGGGGCUGUUGUUAAAAUAUUGUCUAUGCACAAUAAUAAGGCCAACCAACACAAAAUUCUUGUGUUGGCGAUGUUUUGGGAAAAUCCAAAAAAUGGGUAGGUCAGUAAGACACAAAAAUACAACAAAGACCAUUUUUAAAUCUAUAUUGAAGAGCAAAACAAUCACAAAGCACUGUUGCAUUGCCUACCGUCCAGCAAGAUAGGCUUAUUCCAGCCUUUUUAGCUCAUUAAAAAAAAAUGUUUUUUGUUGUAGUCUAAAAAUAAAUAAAAUAUAAUGCCGAACCUCAAUUUCAUACAUUUUGGGUCGGUCGGGCGUGGCUAACACAAUAAUUUUUUUUGGCCUAAUUAUUGUCGUCUAUUUGUUAUUGUUCUUGCAAAAUGUUAAAAUAAUUAGUGCGAAUGCAAGUUAAUAGCACACUCUCUUUCGGUUGCGGCAUUUAAGCCAUUAGUCCUGUAUUGGCCCAUGUGUAUGUUAAGUGUACAUAGUACACUCUUUGGAAAAAAGUAUGGGAUUGUAACCUGGUGUCUGUUAUUGUUUUUGCAAAAUGUUAAUAUGAUUUGUGCAAAUAAUUCAUACAGUAAUAAUAACUGACCAGUGGCUACAGAUCUGUCUUCUAUGCAAUAUUGGAUAGAAUAUAAUUAAUUGAAGUUUGUUCUUUACAUCUCACUGAUGUGGAAUUGGUCUGUGUUCCAAAAUGUUUUAACACCAGUGUACUGUACAACAUUGUAAUUUUCCAGUAGUAUUUAGCAAAUAAAUUUUGAAUGUUUCUGCUGAAGUAAUAAUGCAAAAUAUCACCAUUAUAUUGUUAUAAUAUAGAUUUAUAUAUUUCCAAAUGAUUUAAAUAUUAUAUAUUCAUAUUACAUUUUUUUUUUAACUCUAUAUUUCUAUCUAGUUUUUAUCUUUGGAUUUAUUAUGUUAUUUUAGUUUAUCUGAAUUUUGAAUGUUUCUGCAGAAGUAAUAUUAAUAAUGCAAAAUAUCACCAUUAUAUUGUUAUAAUAUAGAUUUAUAUAUUUCCAAUUGAUUUAAAUAUUAUAUAUUCGUAUUACAUAUUUUUUUUUAAAACACUCUUUUGGUAAGGUAGUGCAUCAUGACAAAAUGGGUUGUUGUACUCCGGGUCAAUUUGAUAUAUUCAAGAAAAUGGUUAUAAAGAAUGUUUAUGUUUAUGAUUUGAAUCAAUCUGAACUGAUUUACAUUGAUUAAAAUUGCUUUUGAUGCACAUUUUGUAAUUCUAUUUUAUAGAAUUGAUAGGAAAACUAACAAGAAAUUUAUCAGUUUUGUAUUUAUAAGGCGAUGUACUCGAAAGUUUGUUUCAGAAUUUAAAAUGAUCUUACUCCAGUUAUACACAAUCUAGGAACUUGAUUCAAAGACAAAAAUAAAGCUUAUGUCAUCUAUAUAAAUAUAACAAGAAAUCAUUUUUGCAAGUUUGGUACAAUGACUCAUUUUGUGAUGACACCUUACUUUUUAAAUUUGUUUUAUGAUGUACUAUAUUGGACAUUUUGUGCUAGUCUCUGAAGGAAAAAAAAUGUUUUCUGUGAGGUUACCCAUUAAAGAUAUAGCAAUAAUGAUAUAGUAGUAGGCAUAGUGGUUAUGAUUCUGCCUCACUGUAAGAUUGCCUGUGUUUAAGUAAUCCAGUUAACCUAUAUGUGCCUCUCCUCAAACAAGACAAUAACAGGGUAUCUAGAUUUGAGUGUUCUAUGUUGAAUAUACAGUAUAUGCCAAUGGGAUCAGUGACCGGAAAGGUUUGCACAACAGUGGCAGCUCCAGAAAUUCGCUGACGGGAAGGGUGGCCUAACAAGUCUAACUGGGACUCCAAACCAAAUAUUACCUAAUCUGAUCCAAUCCAAUCAUGGUCUUGGACUGACACCAUGGGUGGUUUCCAGGGCAAGAGAUUUUACUGUUUAUGAUGGUAAAGAUUGUUCUUUUGGACCACAAUAAUAAGAACUACAAUCAUUCAAUAUUGUUACUGUAUUGUAACAGUGAAAUUCAGUUGGCUCAUGCAUUGUGGAAAAUAAGGACAGAUUGUGAACCAUUCUUAUUGUAAUUAUACCGGUGUACUGGUCUAUACAACCUCUGUUGUGGACAGACGAGAGUAGCAGGUACCAGUUUACAGGGUAGCUUAGACAUGAAGAGACUCUUAGGGAAGAGGAAAGUUACUGUACGAGCUAGCCCACAGCGCUGUGAGACUCUGGUAUAAAGCACUAUACAAAUCGAAAUACAUUACAUUAUUAUAAUCACAAUAACUGGUUGGAUUGGCCAUUUAACCAUUUAGCCAACAGUGUGGGGGCGUCUGUGUAUUAUGACUGAUAGGUGUGGGGGGGGGGAAACAUCUUGCUGGUACCGUCACUGUUUGUAUGUCUGAUUCUGUAUCCAGGGUAGUGCAAAAUUAGCAGCAUGACUGAUACUCCCCACUGACGGGAGAAGGUUGCACACUGUUAUGAACACAGUAAUACUGUAAAGCACUAAACAUUUGCCUAGUACAAUUCCUUGUGAUUAAAUAUCAAUACUAACAAUAA
Molecule: messenger RNA, 6634 nt
Organism: Anneissia japonica
Lineage: Eukaryota; Metazoa; Echinodermata; Crinoidea; Comatulida; Comatulidae
Product: GTPase-activating protein skywalker-like
Source: RefSeq, a predicted model, not a curated record